Messenger RNA from Lytechinus pictus (painted urchin), 4583 nucleotides. RefSeq names its product endonuclease III-like protein 1. Bases 447 to 1766 code for a protein of 439 amino acids. Gene Ontology annotation, biological process: nucleotide-excision repair; base-excision repair, AP site formation; base-excision repair. The record is from RefSeq and is a predicted model, not a curated record. Gene Ontology annotation, cellular component: nucleus. Gene Ontology annotation, molecular function: oxidized pyrimidine nucleobase lesion DNA N-glycosylase activity; DNA binding; DNA-(apurinic or apyrimidinic site) endonuclease activity. The transcript is spliced from 4 exons. Lineage: Eukaryota; Metazoa; Echinodermata; Echinoidea; Temnopleuroida; Toxopneustidae.
GCGACAUAUUUGUAGUUGUACAUGUAAACAAUGCGCACGUGUGUAGGGAAGAUUUAAAAACAACUCAGCUGCGGUCGCGCAAUCGAAUCGGAGCCGGAGCCGUCCCGCCAGCUGAUGGAGCGGCGGGAAUCGGAUCGAGCGCGAGAGGACUACUGGUACUUGAUAUAUUUUUAUGGAGCAUGCAGGACCCAUGAGCGCACAAAGGAGAGCUCAGACUUGGAUCUGCUACACGUACACAAGACUGGAUGCUGCCGUGUUAGUGAACGUUAUAGUUCUAAAUAUGAAAACCAUGUGAUCGGGUAAACCCAUUACUAAACUAGAUCUAAUUCUAAGUUUCACCUGUUGCUUAGCCUUAGUUUACUCUGACUGAGUCUGAGAGACUGAGUCUGAAAGACUGAGUCUGAGGCUGAGCUUCACUGACUGAGCUCUAGCUAACAAUAACAUUAAUGCGUGUGGCACAUUUCAUUUGUGGAGCAAUGUCAAUGAGAAGAGCUGUGAUGACGUCGCCAUCUAGUGCUGAUUUGGUCCUGUCCCCUUACUUUCAGGGAAGAGCAACUAGAUCCCAAGCAAGAAAAUUAGGCUCUUUGAGUUUGGGUAAAGCCAAAGCCAUAGACAAAGGCAGUACAAAUACAAGACGCCAGGAGUCUUCACACAAUGUCAAUGGACCAUUUCAUCAUGAUGAAACAGGAAAUAGGGAAGAAACUCAAAGAACUAGACCAAAUGCUAAACAGAGACAUGUGAAGAUUGCGUAUGAAUCCUCAACAACAGGUGUCCCUGCAGUCAAGAAGGCAAAAGUUCAGACUUCGGAAAAGAUUCUAGAAAGCCUAAAAGUCACUGAACCAUCUGAAACUUUAGAAAACAGUUCCAAGAUGACGAAUAGUAGGAAACAGAAGUUGAGUCAUCAGAACAAAAAGUCCAAAAAGAAGAGUAUGGUUGAUGAGGAAGAAGGUGGGAACUCGUCAAAGGCAGGUGUAAGGGAGAGAAAGACAUUGGAUGCCUUGCCUGAGGAUGCCCAACCCCAGGAUGAGGUGAUGAAGGUUGUUUGGGAACCAGUGAUGUGGAAAGAACAGCUGGAAAACAUUCGUGAGAUGAGGAAGAACAGAGAUGCACCAGUUGACAGCAUGGGAGCAGAGAAGAUUUGUGACUCUUCUGCAGCUCCCGAGGUGUACCGCUACCAUGUUCUCCUGUCGCUUAUGCUUUCCAGUCAGACGAAGGAUCAAGUUACCUCUGCUGCAAUGACCAAGCUGAAGAAUCAUGGUCUGACCGUCAAUAACAUCCUCAAGACCCCUGAAGCCAAGAUUGGGCAACUCAUUUAUCCUGUUGGUUUUUGGAAGAGGAAAGCAGAUUACAUCAAGAGAACCACACAGAUCUUGAAGGACCAGUACCAAGGGGACAUUCCUCCAACUCUGAAGGAACUGGUCCAACUUCCAGGGGUUGGUCCUAAGAUGGCCCAUAUCAUCAUGGAUGUGGGAUGGAACCAAGUCACAGGGAUCGGGGUGGACACCCACGUCCAUCGCAUCAGUAACAGGCUCAAGUGGGUCAAAAAAGAGACGAAAGCUCCUGAAGACACCAGGGUGGCACUGGAGGAUUGGCUUCCGAGGGAUAUGUGGAGUGAGGUCAACGUUCUUCUUGUUGGAUUUGGCCAGCAGACAUGUCUACCUGUGGGACCAAAAUGCUUUGAGUGCCUUAAUAAGGAUAUCUGUCCUUUUGGUAAGCAAGAGAUCAGAAGAAAGAGCCCUGUCAAAAAGAGUCCUGUGAAGAAGUAAUAAAAUAGAGGAUCUCUCCAAGAGAGAUCCUCUCUUGGAGAGAACUGGUUAAUCUGUUGACUACUGACUUAUGUAAUUCCCAUAGGUUUUGUACAGGGAACACAGGGUUCCAGUCAUGGCCCUGGGAAGCGUGAGUGCUUGGGUGCUGAAGCAACCCCUGAAGCACCCCCAAGAUUUUCCUUGGGGGUGCUGCAUGUAUUAUUUUCCAUAGGCAGCACCCCCAAGUAUUCUGGGAGGUUUGUAAAAAUGAAAAAUCAUAACUAAAAUGACCUUUAUUUUUACAGUGAAACCAUUUUUUUUCUCUUACUUUUCAAAUUUCUGGGGACCAAUUUGACCUCCAUUUUUAAAAGCUUUUUUUUUUUGGGGGGGGGGGGGGCUUUUCAAAUUUAUAUCAGCACCCCCAGUGAAAAAAUUUGUUUCCAUGGCCCUAGUUCCCGUAGUUUCAGGGUUAUUCCUUUAGAGACUGGAUGAUAAAGUGUGUGAAAGUAAAACUUGAAUUGGAUUGCGAGUGUGACAGGUUUUGUAGUAUAUUCUUUCAGUGUCUUCAACUCGGGCCUUUCUACAUUGAUCUUGUGAGAUUAUCUUUUCCAUGGUAUCGAUUUGGAAAAGCAAAGAGGUGAUUGAUCAUAUAUAGGGUUUGUAUGAUAUUUGCACAUAAUGAUCAGUGCAAGCAAUCGUAAAAUCAACUCAAACAAUCGCUAAUGUGUUGCAGGAGCGAGAUCUCAAAAUUUUGAAGAUAGGUGCAGAUAGUUCUCAAUUAUUCAUCAGAAAAUGUCAUUUGCAUGAAAGUGUUUUCUGAACGAUACAAACUAAACAGCUCUUCACUGUCAGUGUAAUAAUCAUCAAAGGUGAAAUUGAAUAGCCCAAAGACUUGAGUGAUAUUUGGCUUGAGCCUACGAUCAGCACAGUUUUGUGAAAGUGAUUUUAGGACCCAAAUUUCAUUCAAAACCAAAGAUUAUUUUAACCACUAAGUUGCCCUAAAUUCACUUUAAAAAAAAGAUGGUUAUAAUAUGACUGACAACGGUGUGAUUAACAUUUACCCAUAAUGAGGUCUUACUCCCACACCCUUCUAACCCCCCCCCCUCCCCCCCCCAAAAAAAAGGGCCCCCAUAAAAAUCCCUGACACUUAACUGAAUAAGGAUAUCCUAUAAGAUGAUGCUUUGAUGUAACUAUUUAUGGCUAUGUUUUGAAAUAAUUUUGAUAUGUAAUGAUUCAAGGGAUAUAUGUGUGUGGAAUUUUUAGCGCAUGUUUUCAUUAUUUGAUAAAACUAUGGAUUAAUUGUGAUCAAUCAGUGCACAAAACUACAAGUUAAUUUUUCAUCUAAAGAAUUGUUUCACUCUUGAUGGUCUCUUUUUAAAAUGUCAGUUUUUUAAAGAGUAUUUUGGGAAUGUUCUCCCUCAGAGAAAGAUACUUUAGGAGUGAAAACCCAGGUAAUUAACAUGUUCACCACUGGCAAUACAUCAGAAUUCUGUGUCUUUCUAUAACUUACAGUAGUGCAAAGGUGUUAUCUUAGUGAUAUCAUAUUUCAUUUUUUUAUUAUUCUUUAUCAAAGUUGAAUUACAUCUACUAAAGUAUCUCAGAAAUCUCUGCUUUCAUUGAAUCAUUACAGUCAUUUGAUUGCUUCCUACAUGUCGUAAGUUACUUUGUUAAAAGGUUAUAUUUUUUAAGUAUGAAAAUUGUUGAAUAUUACACACAUAUAUAUGCACUUAAUAGAUUCCCACAUUUUUUUGCUGAAAUUAGAAACCUUAGAAAUCCUAGUGAAUCAUCUGUCUCUUUUGUCUGUAUCAACAUCUGAGAGGAUUAGUUAGACACCUCUUUCAUAAAGGAAACCUUGAUAAAUAGAUAUAAUCCCUGAGGUAUUCAGGGAAAAAAAGAAAGACAAUCGUUACUAUUACUAGCAUACCCCCAAAGUGUUGACUGUAAUGUGCUUAAAGUGAUUAUGGUGUUAUCUGGAAUGUAUUUUUCAGUUAACAUAACAUUGAAAUCAGGCUAAGCGGGAGAUCUUUUGAUGAAGGCAAAAUUACCCAGCCUCACCAAUGAUGCACCCCCCGCCCUGCUUAAAGUGAAAGAAGAAUACAAACCAAAUGAAAAUUCAGAGAAGUAGAAAAGUGAAAGAGUUAACAAAAUUGGACAAUCAAUGAAAAAAGAAGCUUUGAAUGUUUAAAUGUUGUUGUAUUCUUUUUACUUAUUCAGAUUUAAACUCGCAAUGUAGAUAAUGCCAUAGUGCUAUUUAUAAGGAAGGAAAAUAACUCUGCUUGUCCAAUGCUCACAUCCUUUUCUUUGUCUUUUUCAUUGUCAGAACAUAUAUUUUUCUCUUAUGAUGACACAUUCUGUAUGUUAUAUUUUGAUUAAUGCCCCAAGAGAAAAGGUGCUAAUGAUGAAAGUAUGGGCAUGGCUACCAAGUGUCACAAUGUACUAACCAAAAUGCCAAUUUCAUAUUUACCAUCUUACUGAUCUAAUUUCAUUCCUCUGAUUUAUUUCAAAAUGUCCAUUAUUCCAUUUUUUCUUUUUAUGUGAUUCGUUACAUUACCAAGGUUAUACCCCCUUUGGCCCCUUUUAGAUGUUCUGUUCAAGGAUCUGCAACCAUUGCGCAAUACAUUGAUUGUUUCAAAGUUUUGACCAGGAUGAAAGCUUUCGAUUUUGUCACGAGCAACACAUACAAGUAAUUCCCCCAAUAUGUGUUUUGUUUUCAUUGACAAUAAAAAAUAUUGUAUUUCAUUUUUCAUGUGCAUUCUACACAUCAGUGACACAUAAGUUCAGCAUGAGCAAUUAAACAAAUUGAUAUGUAGAAUUUAUAUAGCUCACAUUUGAUGUCAC